Cynara cardunculus var. scolymus (artichoke) is the source of this 3649-nucleotide messenger RNA. RefSeq lists its product as uncharacterized. The transcript is spliced from 4 exons. The record is from RefSeq and is a predicted model, not a curated record. Lineage: Eukaryota; Viridiplantae; Streptophyta; Magnoliopsida; Asterales; Asteraceae. The coding region runs from base 380 to 3373 and encodes 997 amino acids.
CAUAAGUAAAUCAUCAGAUACGUCGAUUUCUUCCAUCAACACCGCAGUCUACCACCCUCGAAUCGGAUCGCAACCCUUCAGGUUUCUUCCAAAGACUCGGAUUUCUUAAAGUUAUCGCCGAUCGAAGAAAGCGACGCUCGAUCGGCUGAUUUUGGCUUUUGAUUCAAGCAAAUCGAACGAUUGUUUCAUCUAAAGCUCAACAUGGAUCGUCAAGGAUUUUUAUGAUUGUUUGAUCUAAGAUCUAGAUUUGUCAUCGCUUACCGGUUCCAGGGUUUUCUUGAUUGGAUUUACUUGAAGAUCGACCAGCCGAGACGUUUUUAAUUUGGAUUUUUGAUCUGACAGCAGCUCAAAGAUUGAACUCAGUAGCUGAUAUACUAGAAUGGGCCUGGAGCUUAUAAAGUUCAUUAAUUCGGACUUGACAUGGAAAGCUGUUAAAAAGGGUCAUAGGAACACGAAGAGGCGCCCAAGGAGGCCUGGGGCAAGGAGCUCUGAGAUUGGUCUUGGUUUGGGCAAUAAAAUGCAAGACUCUUUUGUUUUUGAUUAUGAGAAGUCCGGUGUAGCCGUUCUUGGUCAACACUUUGCUGAGGAAGUACUUGAUGUUCCUAUAAAGAAAAGAAUACUCUUGCUUCAGUCUCCAUUCCUCAGUGGUGAAGGGACUAGGUCACCUGAACCUCAGACUUCCUCUCCCCAUCAAGAAUUAGAGUUGCUUGUGGGCACUAAACAUGCUUCAGGACAGCAGUGCCAUCCAAAUUCACCAUCUAACAUCUGGGCAAUGAAGUCGAAGAAUGGAUUGAUCAACAGUGAGCACUUAAAGCUGACGGAGAAAGAGGUUUCUGAUCUGAAUGACUUCUCUGGUAUCGAACUUCUUGCUGCUGCUGCAUGCUGUAGUUCUGUUUAUGAUAGGUCCGGUCUCAUGGAGUCUUUUGCAAUGGAAGACCACACAACACCAAGAGUAGAUUCAAAUACUGAUGGUAUAAAAGAGAACAUUGCCCCAGUGGAAUCAGAUGAUUCAUCAGUUCAAGAUAGCACAUUUCCAGCUACACAAAACCUUUGUGAUAAUGAGAAUGAGGGGAGUGAUAAAAGGGCUGUUCCUUCAAAAGGAGUCCGGUUGCAUUGGGACUUGAACACUGUGAUGGAUGAGUGGGAGGAACCUUGUUGUGAUAUUCUUGUUGAUCCUCAUUCCGAAAAAAGUUGUUUAAAAGAUGUUUAUGAUGAUAGUUUGCGGAAUGCUAAAGCGAACUUGGAAGGCUCUGAAACUGGAAUAUCUCAAGUUACAGGACAUGCGAAUCAGUUUGGGAAGCAUGAUGCUGCUGUCUCGGUUGUGCCCCUCAGCAAACCAGAGAUUUCUGGUCUUCAAGAAAAUAAUGAUGGUGAUUCAUUUGGAAAUACAUAUCUUGCUUCUUCAAGGAAGGUGGUGGAGGCAAUUACGUGCAAGACAUCAGAUGCUGAGAGUUGUUUAAGUAAAUCAGAUGUAGUUGAUUCAUUUAUGCAUCCAGCCAAGUGUGAAAACUUUUCUACUUCAACUGCCUCUGUUUCAUUAGGAGAAACCACUAUAAAGGUAGAAUCAAAUACCUUACAUGACCUCCCGAUGUACUUUGAGCCUUCCAGUAAGUCUGCUGUUUCUGAAGUAGUACAAGGUGGAUCUCUAUCUCAGAAAGGUGACGGUGAUGAUAAGCUUAUUUCAGAAGAUCGUCUCAGUGAUUGUUGUGUCUCAAAUGUUUCCCAAGAUGAGCGGGGUCACAUGGCUGAGGGGAAUACGGUAGAAAAAGUUAAGGCAGGGUAUGAUUCUCCAGUUGAAGAUGGUGAGUUAAGAGAGCCAAUUAGAUACCAGAAUGAAGUUGAGGAAAGGGAGUGUGUUGACUAUGAGUCUGAUAAUAUAUACGAAGAUAACUUUGAAACUAUUGAAUCAGCUAAGAAUAAAAUAUCGAUUGAACGUCACCAAAUCAUUGAAGAUGGACGCUUUGCUGUACCAAACAAUGACAUUGAACAAGGUCAUAAAGCAGAUGCCUCCAAGAGACCAAAUCAUCUAUUGGGCUCUAAAGCCUCUGGGUAUCAAGUGCAUGAACAUUCUCAAUGUGCUAUCGUAGAAGGAAAGGAUGGCAGCCCUGAAAAAUUCCUUUCUGGGAGGAAAAAAGCCCAUGAUGAGUUUCCAGGAGCCAGUAUGCUUUGUAUUGAUAGAUCAACAUCUUUUGGUAUGCGCCAGAAUGGUGCUUCCAUACGACGGAGCAGAUCUGACAACAUUGGAGAUUCUUUUUCGCGAGCUGAGAGGGAUUUUGGUCCAGAAAAGUUCAUGGGAAGGGGUGGAGUAUCUUACCAAGGUCAUGCCCGAAAUGAUGCAAGUGGUCAAUGGGGUGAUUCCUCGGUGGGAGGCUGGGAUUCAAGAAACAGUCAUGGGUACCCCAGGCCCAAAAAUGUUAUUGGAGGUUCAGCCGCAAGGUCUGGUGAUGAACAUAUAAAUUAUAAUCCGAGGGGGGUUUGCAGGAGCUUCAACGCAAGGCCAUCACCAUCUGACAGAAAUGAAUCGUAUGGUAUUCGUAGGGGAACACCACCGGCAAGGGGUAUUAACCAUGAUAGAUGUAGGGGUGGAUCUGGAUUUCAUCUACAAGGGUUGAGGAGAGCCCCUCAAGAAGAAUACCAUGACCUCGAGCCAUCUUAUUCAGAAAGAAAAGUCCGUUGUUUUUCUUCCAAUAUCAAUCGAGGUGCUCAUAUUUCGCGAUCUCGGAGACGAUCUCGGUCAAGAUCUAGAUCAGGGUCUCCCAUAGCAUGGCAUUUUCAGAAAAAAAGGAAUGUGGAUUCAAAAAGGCAAAGCCCAGAUUAUAGACCUGAUGUAAGAAUUCAGGGAGAGAGACUUUCUUUACGGAAGAUCAGUUCUUCCAGUGAAAUCGAUGCUGGUCUUUUCUCUCCAACAAGGGGUCGCAUGUCUCCACAAUGCAUCUCUAGAAGCUUUGAUGACCGGAACAGUAUCAAUGGCCAAUUUAGAGACAGAAGAUCGUCACCAGUCAGAACGUUUCACCGGAACCAAAAGUUUGAAGCAGGUGGAUAUCUUGGAAGAUUGAAGUCAAAUGAUCAUUUCCGCCCUACUCCACGUCCUGGGAGAUUUCAACAGCUUGGUCCGAAUAGAGAGAAGUUUGAGGCUAAUGGUAACGAUAGCAUGAUACAUGAUGACAAAUAUGGAAUGAUGAAUGGAGGGAGGCGUUGUAGGUAUGAUGUGGAUGAAUCUUUCAAGACUCGCAACCCUCGUAAUAUUGAUAAUGGCUUCAGAUAUGCACGUAAUGAAAAUAGAUGCUUCAAAGAUUCAGUUGAAAGGGAUACAGCUCCUUUGUCAGUUGGGGAGGGAGAUUUUCGUAAAAAUGAUUUACAAAGGGAACGAUAACUUUCUUUGCCUUAGGUUAGGUCUGCAUUUUUCCAUGUCAGUUUGACAAGAGGAUCAUUAGUUAGUACAUAUAAGAUUUUUGAAUUCUUGAUCCUCUGGUCUUUUUAUAUAUAUUCCUUUUUUAUUACUAUAACUUUUUUUAGUUUACUUCUAGAUUAACUUGCUAGGGUACUGAUCAGCAGUGGUAUUUAGGACAAUUUUUAGUGCUGUCUGAUGUCUUGUUCUUAUUUGGUUGAAUACCAUUUUGAAUCGAAUUCAAGAAAAUACCAUUUUGAG